Molecule: messenger RNA, 660 nt
Organism: Strongylus vulgaris
Lineage: Eukaryota; Metazoa; Nematoda; Chromadorea; Rhabditida; Strongylidae
Source: the annotation of a GenBank genome assembly
UUUUUGCUAAAUUUGGCCAUUGUUGGUCUUGUUGAAGGUCUUAUCGCUGAGUUAGCCGAAGUUGUGAUUUCAUUUGUGGCUGCGGUCUCAAAAUCCUUUAUUGAAGUUGAGGAAGCAUUAUUGAGGAGAAGCGUUUCUUCCACUGCAGCAGUGGCAGUUGGCUCUGGAGCAAAUUUCCUUAGAGUAACAGUUGACUGCCCGAAUGUUGUAGACACAUCUGCCGUGGUCGCUGGAGCAGUAAUCGUUCUUAUUAUUGUAUCAGAAGAAGCACGGGUCAGCGUGGAAGUAGCGCUCAAAGUUGAAUUUAUAGGGAAAAGCGUAGUUAUUUUAGCAGCACUAGUAGUAGGCGGGCAAGAGAUUGUUGUUUCAGGGUUACCAGUCCUAUUCCAAGCAGUAUCAGCACUGAAAGUUGUUGCUGAGGUUCCUUGUUUCACUGUCGUGACAGUACUUUCUGACAACGUUGCUCUGAUAUCCGCCGACCUUGCUGCAGUGGUGACAGCAAAAGUAGCUAACGAUGCUACUGUUGACGUACUAUCGGUAGCUGUUUGCUCUGCCGCAGUGCUGGAAAUUCCUGCUAUAGCUGGAGACGAUAACUUAGUGGAUUGUGUUGCUGUUGUCUCAGGAAAGCUCACUGACGGCGUUGAUGCAGUAGAGGCCUGA